AAGAUCAAUUCGUCACACGCUGAGCCAAACCAAGCGACCACUCUACUCUCGGUGGUGAUCAUUCACGGUUUGAACUCAUUAACGGAAGGUGGCAUUACGCGAAGAGACCUUUGGCUUAGAAAAGGACGUUUCUGGGAAGAAACAUAAUAUUGGAUAGUAAUUGGUGGUAUUUACAGCAGUUUUGAGUGAUACUCGGUGAUAGUUCAAGAUUAUUUGUGUACAGGAGUACUUCAGACUUGCCACAAGACGGUGAAAUACGUGAUCAGCUGAUUUCCAGGUGAUCGCUUAUUUUUGUGAAAGCCAUAGAAAAGUCUGUAUCGCUAUGGAAAAGUCGUCCCGUCCCGUGAGAAAUCGUAAACGAAGUAGGAAAGUAUGGCCACCUGGGGAUAUCCACCGACCAAUCAAGCGGCUCUUCACGCCAGAGAUCAAACGCAUGCUCAAGGAUUGGCUUGUUCGCCGACGCGAGAAUCCCUACCCCAACCGGGAGGAAAAGAAGCAACUGGCCUACGAAACCGGUCUAACCUAUACGCAGAUCUGCAAUUGGUUUGCCAACUGGCGUCGUAAGCUCAAGAACUCCGGCCACGAUCCCAUCAAGAAGACCUGGGGCAAUUUGAUCAAGAACUACAACACCAACGCGAAAGGAAACGUGGAACAGUUCAGCAUUUGCUCGGAGGACAGCAUUUGGGGUGAAAAUGGCGAGGAUUCGCAGGGGUCGCGAUCGCCUCCUUCGGGUAACUUUUCGAAGCGAUCGUAUCCGACCUACAUUAACGGUAAUCACAGCAGCAAUAAUAACAAUAACAGCAAGGCUUUCGUGAACUACAUGAAGUAUAUGGAAAGAAGGAGUAGUGACACUUCUGAAGAUGAUACACCUGGUACAUAUCCCGGUAAUAUGUUCAUAGAUCACUGCUACACUCCGAACAACUACAAUGCCGUGUUUGGACUCCCCGUGCAACCGCAGUGCUUCCAGGUGACAUCCACCACCGAAGAAUGUGCUCCUGAUUUCAACUGCAAUACCAGCUCAAUCAUCGCGGCGAAUUUCCCACAUGCAUACCGCGCGCAAAAUGGUACCAUCUAUCUGACACCCAGCACAACGGUAUCUCCCUCUGUGAACCACAGAAGCACGAGCAAGUACAAAAACAGCAUAAUGGAGAAAUACCUACGGGAUCUGGGUGAAGUCGAUCCAUCGGAACAAGAUCCUCUUCCCAAUGGCGAUUGCUCGAUGGCGCCAAAUCCGUUCCAGAAGAUGGCGGCACAAUCACAGCUCAAUAUUGCUCCCGUUGGCCAAAUGAGCGGUUGCGAAGCUCGUGGACCUCCAUCGCUCUCCAAAUGGUUGGAAAGUACCGCCAAGUUCACGCCUUCGAAGAACAACUACAUCGAUUGGGAUCAACCUGGAAGACCAUCCAAUCUGAAGAAGCGAUGUCAUUCGAACUCCUAUCAAUCAUCUGACCCAUCGUCACAGCAUCGCUCCUCUUCACAACCACCGCCAGAGGCUGACGAUUCCGGAGAAUUUGGAGUACACCAAAAGGACGAGAUUGACGCCGCCGAAGCGUUAACGCGGUUGGCUAACAAUUUCCGGAUGAAGUUCUACACCUGAAAUGCGAGCCCCGGAGUGAUAAGGUGUAGAACAAAUGGCAAUAGCAUUCCUGAACAAGCUUAGAGACAUUAUCAAUAGUUAUUUAUAACAGUUAGCUUUUACAAUGCCAUGCCUGCUGGAAUGAUAAAUGGUAGAACAGAUUUUACGUAUUUUCCGUGUGACUGAUAUAGUUAAUUAUUUAAAUGAAAAGGGUAGAUUCAAAAUUAUAUGUACACAAAUUAAACUUAAAGCAGUGUA
Aedes aegypti (yellow fever mosquito) is the source of this 1831-nucleotide messenger RNA. RefSeq lists its product as uncharacterized. Gene Ontology annotation, molecular function: RNA polymerase II cis-regulatory region sequence-specific DNA binding; DNA-binding transcription factor activity, RNA polymerase II-specific. Gene Ontology annotation, cellular component: nucleus. Gene Ontology annotation, biological process: muscle organ development; regulation of transcription by RNA polymerase II; cell development. The record is from RefSeq and is a predicted model, not a curated record. NCBI's taxonomy places the organism in Eukaryota, Metazoa, Arthropoda, Insecta, Diptera, Culicidae. The coding region runs from base 323 to 1594 and encodes 423 amino acids. The transcript has 6 exons.